Molecule: messenger RNA, 768 nt
Organism: Humulus lupulus (European hop)
Lineage: Eukaryota; Viridiplantae; Streptophyta; Magnoliopsida; Rosales; Cannabaceae
Exons: 2
Coding region: 1-768 (255 amino acids)
Source: RefSeq, a predicted model, not a curated record
AUGGGAUCAUUGACUGGUUACAAAUAUCAUGACAGGUGCACUCAAUUGAGAUUAAUUCAUCUGUGUUUUGCAUUUGAUCUUCUACUAUUCUCUCAUGGAGAUUAUAUCUCCAUUUUAUUGAUGCUCAGGGGACUAAAGAUUUUCUCAUCUUCAUUUGGUCUGCUGCCAAGUGAGACCAAAUUUGCGAUAUACUGUAGUGGCAUGGAUGAUUCUGAGGUGCGCAGAGUGUUAAGGUCUCUGGUUUCACUAGAAGUCAUUUACCUUUCAGGUACCUUAGCAUUCCAAUUUGCUCUUAAAAUAUUUCUACUGCAGAAUGUGGGAAUAAUGAUAUUACCAAAGAAGCUAUUGCGAGAUGUUGAAGCUAUAUGUAGAGCAUUUCUUUGGAAAGGAAUGACAUAUAGCUCGGGGCCAGGAUUAGUUGCUUGGAACAAUGUUUGCCUUCCCAAGAAAGUUGUAGGCUUGGGUUUUAGGAAGGUAAUUUAUUGGAAUGUUGUAGCUAUGGGGAAAUAUAUUUGGGCCAUUGCCUCUGAAAAAGAUAAUUUGUGGGUUAGGUGGAUUCACAGUGUUUACUUGAACAAUCUUGACUGGUGGGAAUACAAAAUUCCCACUGAUUGCAGUUGGUAUUGGAAGAGAUUGGUUGCUGUCAAACAUCCAUUUAAAGCCAAGAUUGAUCUGAAUGCUUUUGCAGCAACAAAGUAUAGCAUUAAAAUAGGGCACGACCUUUUAUUUGAUCAUACAAUCAAAGUGCAUUGGAGUAAUGUUGUUUAG